Folsomia candida is the source of this 580-nucleotide messenger RNA. RefSeq lists its product as uncharacterized. The record is from RefSeq and is a predicted model, not a curated record. The coding region runs from base 87 to 506 and encodes 139 amino acids. Lineage: Eukaryota; Metazoa; Arthropoda; Collembola; Entomobryomorpha; Isotomidae. The transcript has 3 exons.
AAGCUUUCUUGUCGGAGAUGCAGAUUCAUUAGCUGCUUUCACUUCAAAUUCAUCUCAUUCUCGAAAAGGCUUGCAAAAAAACAACCAUGAAGAUUUUCAUGAUUUUGGCCGUGUGCAUUGCUGUCGCCUCCGCCGGCGUGGUUGACCAUACCCGAUGCGGGGGAGUUGGGACCUUUCUCGAGAUGAGGAUUCAAAACUGUGAAGGUGCAAUUGCCUACAUGAACCCAGGUACGCCCUAUCCCAGUGAGGGUGACCUGAUUCCAUCCUCGGCUGCACCAGCGUUGCGACUCAAGGUGACCGCGACCUACCUGGGAUUCCCGAUCUCAAUCAUCGACACCGUCCUCGACAACUCGUCCGUCCAGCCAGGAAAUCUUUACACGAUUAGGUUUACAAUUACCCCGAGCGACGGCCUCAAGGGUAACACUGUGCCAGUCGACGCAGAGAUCUCCAACGAGGCCAGUGGUAUCAUCGAAAUUUGCGUCAGGGUUCAGGCCCAUAUCAACUAACUUGGCUGUUUAAAAUAUUCGGAUUAUAAAUUGGAUUAGAUUGAUAGACAAAAUAAAUUAUCAUGCAAUUACUA